AUGGCGCUUAGAACUCUCACUGAAGAAGAUAUUUCAAUUCAAGAUAAUGCUAUUCGUGGAACUAAUGAAGAUGCAGUUACGAGUAAAUUAUCCGCUGUAAACGCAGGAUAUAUUCAAGAUGAGUAUGUAAGGUAUUUUCUCAAAAGACCUGUAAAAAGAUCGCCUCUCAUUAACAGAGGAUCAUAUGUGCGUAACAAAGGACUAGAUACUCUGGUAAUAAAGUUUCUGGAAAUUGAAGAUGGAAAAAAGCAAAUAGUGUCGCUAGGUGCUGGAUUUGACACACGAUAUUUUAAUUUGAAGUCAUCAUUACGAAAAUUUUAUAAAUAUUUUGAAAUUGAUUUUCCUGAAAUCACUGCAAAGAAAGUUGCAAUUAUUCGAAAAAAUAAAGAAUUGUCAGAGAUUAUUGGUGAUGAUGCUCGAACAGGUAAAGGAGGCUUAGAGCUUUAUGCGUCAGAUUAUUGUUUGUUAUCAGGAGAUCUUCGUGAUUUUGUCGAGGAUUUGGUUCCAAGGUUGGAGUCCAACGGAUUUGAUCGCAGUCUUUCAACAUUAUUCUUAUCUGAAUGCGUGAUGAUAUAUAUGGACCCAACGAACUCCAACAAAAUUGUGGAAUGGAUUGGGGAAAACCUAAAUACGACAAUGUUUAUAGUUUAUGAACAAAUUUUACCAAAUGAUGCUUUUGGAUCUGUCAUGUUACAAAAUCUAAAACAUCGAAAUAUAGAACUUCGUGGAAUACAUGCUUAUCCUGAUCUUAAAAGUCAAAAAGAUAGAUAUUUAUCACGCGGAUGGACUCAUGCUGAAGCUGUCGAUAUGAAUGAAAUUUAUGACUUUUAUAUAGAUCCAAAGGAACAUAUUAGGAUAUCAAAGUUGGAAAUGUUGGAUGAACUCGAAGAAUGGCAUCUUCUUGCAUCGCAUUAUUGCAUUGCUUGGGCCUAUAAGGUCUCGACUGAAUCUCAAAAAACGUACGAUUCUGUGAAAUUCGAAAAUUAUAAAAAAGAAUCCAUU
Messenger RNA from Racocetra persica, 1002 nucleotides. Lineage: Eukaryota; Fungi; Glomeromycota; Glomeromycetes; Diversisporales; Gigasporaceae. The record is from the annotation of a GenBank genome assembly.